GAAGACAAGGAGUUAAAAGACGCGUUAGGUCGUUAUGUGAAGCAAAACCUUCGUCGAAUUGAACUUUUAGACUUUGUUUCAAGAGAUUUUAGUGAAUAUGCGUGGAGUUUAAGGACGCCAGACAGAAGACUGGAGUACUCCGGAAUCAGAUACACAGACCAAACCGUUCAGGUGGACGAGGUUGAAGAGGCAUUAAAGAAAGAAUUGGAAGGGCCGGGAAAAUUUCUUGGCUACCGAGCGUUGCACAAAAAACUUAGACAAGUCCACGAGCUUAACGUUCCGCGGGAUCUUGUAUAUGCCGUGAUGUACAAUGUAGAUCCAGAUGCUCUCGCCGAAAGGGCUCCCCAAUUUAAGAAGAAAGCCAAAGACAAUUUCACAUCACGCGGUCAAGCCAAGGUAACAUAG
Messenger RNA from Pocillopora meandrina, 405 nucleotides. The record is from the annotation of a GenBank genome assembly. NCBI's taxonomy places the organism in Eukaryota, Metazoa, Cnidaria, Anthozoa, Scleractinia, Pocilloporidae.